This is a messenger RNA of Fusarium oxysporum Fo47, 1443 nucleotides long. Its product is annotated as DUF3716 domain-containing protein. The coding region runs from base 166 to 1443 and encodes 425 amino acids. The record is from RefSeq and is a predicted model, not a curated record. NCBI's taxonomy places the organism in Eukaryota, Fungi, Ascomycota, Sordariomycetes, Hypocreales, Nectriaceae. The transcript has 4 exons.
CUUGUCAAGGAUAUAUUCGCACUCACAUCAAAUUACCUACUAUUGUUGAUUAGAUAUUCUUCUUUUACCAUACACCGGCUGUUAGUCUCCCAAGGACUCUGUAUAAGUUUACCUUGCGAUUCUUUGGCAACCCUCGAGAUUUGUAUCUCGCCCUUCGCCUUCAGAAUGGGCAAAAUGAAGGCUGGGCGCAGCACGCGCCGACACACGCCCCUCCCCAAUACUUCAACACGUUCUUCAAACCGCAUUGCUGCGAAGAAGCAGACCAAGGGAACGAAGCAAGCUGGGUCGAGCCAGGAGAAAGUUCCAUCUGCUCCUCAUGAGCCAACUUCUUCUCAGGAAACUCUAAAGAACUCGACUGAUUCAUCCAACCAAAACAACUUCAGUAGCUUCAGCAGCUAUAACACUAAUGACAGCCACUCAGCUGAGCAGGUCGAGGGAACUCUAACCCUCGCUCACCGUAAUCCUCAGGUCCAUGGAACCGGUGUUACAUCCUCAAAUCCUUCCAACAACACAGUUGGAUCAGACACACCCCAGCUGACAGCUGGCGACGUCGCUCUAGAAAUCUACGGCAGCAGAAUACUGAUCGACAGCACUCUCGGUAAAAAGCUAGCCGGCGAAGCAUCACUACGACCUAUCCGGCAACGUCGCUCUGACAUGGUUCUGAAUAUGGAGCGCCGCAGCAAUGUCGAAGCCUUCUUGGCUCAUCUCACUGGAGUCCAGGUCAGCCGUUCUUGCAAGAAUUGCUCCAAAGGACACGGUCCCUGGUCUGAAUGUAUCAUCUAUGAUGGCCAGAUGUGUGGUAGCUGCACAAAUUGCUGGUUCAAUGCCAGUGGCUCUCGAUGCACUUUUCACGAGAAUAACCAAAACUCCAUCUAUGCCCCGGCACCAUUGUAUCAUCCUCAAUCCGCGGGGAUGCCAACUCAGCCUUUUCAAUACGCCCAGCUCAAUCCCCAGGCGCUUCCCCAGGGCAUCCUCCCUAUGAACCGAGAAGCUACCGCGUCCCUCUACGUGGCACCUCAAAUGCGUCCCGCCAACAACAUGAUCGGCAAUGUUGUCUCAAAUGUCGCUGCUAUGAGCCAAGGAGAACGAAAGUUUGCACAAGUAGAAAGGGCUGCCGAGGAGCUUGGUAUUCGCCUUGCGGAACUCCACGAGUUCCUUGCCACCCCCGAGGGUAAUGCUUUCGUGACCCAGCUUUCUGGGAUGGCUGCUCCCCAGCAAAUCUCUUCUGGGGACGAUCAAUCCCAGGAGCCACUCUCCCAAGAGCCUUCUUCACAGAACAAUGCCCACCAGGAGCACGCUUCCCAAGAUACUUCUUCCCAUGAACCUUCCUCUCAGGAGCAGUCUGCUCAGCAAACCUCGUCACAGGAAGGCUUUUCUCAGGGAAACAUCGAAGCACAUCCUAUGGCAUUCGCUCUCUUAAACACUCCGCCAUAUGAGAACUGA